Myotis daubentonii (Daubenton's bat) is the source of this 342-nucleotide messenger RNA. RefSeq names its product testis expressed 48 (gene TEX48). Lineage: Eukaryota; Metazoa; Chordata; Mammalia; Chiroptera; Vespertilionidae. The record is from RefSeq and is a predicted model, not a curated record.
AUGGCAUCCUCCCGAAACCUGGCCUCCAGGAUCUUCUGUUCAUGCUGCCAAGACUCCGAUGACGACUCUUCCACAGACGACUCCUCAAUCCCCAGUCAAAUCCAAGAGCAGCAACGUGGUUUGCAGGCGAAUGAGCUUGACCAACAGAACUCUUCUAGUAAGUACACCAGUACAGCCUCAGGCUUGCCUUUGGGACAACCCCUGAUGCAGUCAGAAAAGGACUCCUGGUCUAGCAGCAGUGAUUUUGAUGAUGUUCCCCAAAGAGGUUUUCAAAAGAGAAACCUAGACCGCUACGCGCAGAAUCAGUGGCCAUUCCAGCCGUGCCUCAUUGGGAGACCCUGA